CUACAUUUAUUAAACUUAUCGAUCUGCGGCAUCUGUCAACCAGUUUUAAUGACCAAACACACAAUUAAAUUAUUUCCAACAGCUGUAGAGACAUAAAAAUUUUCUCUCAUUAAGUUUUUCAUAUAUUUACACGUGAAAAUGUACGCAUAAAUAGACAUCGCCUUAGAAAAUUGAUUUCACAGGCAGUGGCACCGCCCAAUCAGCAUCAUCAGCUACCUGUGUUUCGUCUGCUGAUAGCUAUCUACAGACAAUUCAUUUUGUAUGCUACAAGAUUUCCAAGGUAUACUGAAGAAACGCGUGUUUAAUAUUCGAUUAACAGUUUAAAGACAAAAAGUUGACAUUGAUUUUUAUGCAUUUUUAGCAACGGAGGCUGCGGAUUAAUGUAUUAAAAGCCCGUGCGCGGACUGACGUCACUUAGUAACCCCCAUAACAGAAAAGAUAUCUGCACAACGAAGCGAUCGAUUUUUACAUUGGAUGGUAGCAAGUUGCCGCAUAUUUAAACAGGCUUUGUCGUGUGGCUUGUUUGCAUCUAUGAAACCGGUAUAUGGUAGCCAUUUUGUUGAUGAAAUAUUUAGCCGGAGAUAUGCUUUAGCUAAAAAUAUAUGAAGUUUUCAUACAUGUCCGUGUUUUUACCGGCAUCGCUAAAACGGUGUGAUGAGUAAGAUAGUUGGAUGUAUAUACGAGAGGUGAUUCUGUGAGUCAAUAGCUUUUACUUUAUAUUCAAUGAAUAUAUGAUAAUAACGAAUUAUUUGGAUUGUACUUAAAAUAUAUUAAUACACCACAUUGUUUGGUCUUAAACAAUUCCAUCUCUUUAGAGCUUGAGCGUACAUAUCAGGCUCAGGGGUGGAAUACAUCGUUAAUUAAAGGAUUUUUAGAUUAAAGACGUGCAUAAAAAUGGGGUGUACUAUGAGUGCAGAGGAUAGGGCGGCCCUUGAGAGGAGUAAGGCCAUAGAGAAAAAUUUGAAAGAGGAUGGUAUACAAGCGGCGAAAGACAUCAAAUUACUGCUUCUAGGGGCCGGCGAAUCUGGAAAAAGUACUAUCGUUAAACAGAUGAAAAUUAUCCAUGAAGGAGGUUUCACAAGUGAGGAUAACAAACAAUAUAAACCUGUAGUUUACAGUAAUACAAUCCAGUCACUGGUGGCCAUCAUCAGGGCAAUGGGCACACUUAAUAUUCCAUUUGGUGAAAAUGACCGAGAGUCUGAUGCAAAGUUAGUUUUAGAUGUGAUAGCACGUAUGGAAGAUACUGAACCAUUUUCAGAAGAACUUCUAGCUGCCAUGAAAAGAUUAUGGGCAGACACUGGUGUACAAGAAUGUUUUGGGAGAUCAAAUGAAUACCAAUUAAAUGAUUCAGCAAAAUACUUUUUAGAUGAUUUAGAUCGUUUAGGAGCUAAAGAUUAUAUGCCAACAGAACAAGACAUAUUACGAACUAGAGUAAAGACAACUGGAAUUGUAGAAGUACACUUUUCAUUUAAGAAUUUAAAUUUCAAAUUAUUUGAUGUAGGAGGACAGAGAUCAGAAAGGAAGAAAUGGAUACACUGUUUUGAAGAUGUAACAGCCAUUAUAUUUUGUGUAGCAAUGAGUGAAUAUGACCAAGUACUACAUGAAGAUGAAACUACAAAUCGAAUGCAAGAAAGUCUAAAACUGUUUGAUUCAAUUUGUAACAACAAAUGGUUUACAGACACAUCUAUUAUAUUAUUUCUUAACAAGAAAGAUCUCUUUGAAGAAAAGAUUAAGAAAUCAUCAUUGACAAUUUGUUUCCCUGAAUAUACAGGUAAUCAAACCUAUGAGGAGGCAGCUGCUUAUAUCCAGGCACAGUUUGAAGCUAAGAACAAAAGUUCAACGAAAGAAAUCUACUGUCAUCAAACUUGUGCAACUGAUACGCAGAACGUCCAGUUUGUCUUUGAUGCUGUUACCGAUGUAAUCAUAGCCAACAAUCUACGUGGAUGUGGCUUGUAUUAGUCUUGGGCUGUUGAGCGUUUGUAUGUGAUUUGUAUUUCUACGUGCAUUGUGAGAAUCAAUGUGACCAUGACAUUAGUAAACAAAUUGACAAACGAUAAACAAUCAUAAUUUGCAAAGUUCCGAAGUACUGUGUAACCGUCUGAAAUAUUAAAUGUGUUAUAACUGUGCAAUUAUGAAAUAGUUUAUCACCAAGAAAUACCUACACAGUGAUCAUUUAUGUUAAACACUAGAAUGUGACUGCUCAUGAAGAGAUGUGUAACACAGAAAGGUUGAGGCCAAGCCUAAUAAUCAGGACUAGAAUUUUUUUUUUAGAAAAAAAAAUGGAUUGUUUCUGGUCUUGACAUCGAAUGUGAAAGUAGUAUGAUGAAAAGAAAUGGAGGAAUAUGAAAUAAACCAUUUCUAUAUUGUUGUCACUUGCUAAAUCACAGUACCACAGAUAUUUCAUGAUAUAAAUGUUUUUUCUUUUCAUUUUGCCUUGAAAAUACCGUGCAUUUUUAUGUUAGUAAUUCACAAACAUUAUGUCAUCAAACAUCUAAUGUAAUUCUCUGUACUACCUAUAAUAUAUUAACUAAUCUGUAUUUCAAUGUGAUAAAUAUAGAAUAUGAUAAUACUUGGGAAAUUCCCUUUUAUGCGCUGGUGGAUUUCAGAAUUCAUAUUCAUUUACCGUUGUUCCAGAAGCCACACCUCCUUAUAUAUGCAGAAUACAUUUACUGUAAUGUGACAUUUAUGAUUGACUAAAUAUAGAUCACCAAUAUCAUCAUUUGUGAAUACUGAAAUCCACCAGGAACGAGAGAUUAAUGGGCAAUGUUUGUCCUUUAGAGCUCUUAUAUAUACUGCAAUUAUUUGUCACCAGUCUGGAAACUAUUUAUGACUUGUGAAAAUCUGUAAAGAGCUCAAAUAUUCUGUCUCAGUUUUUUUUUUUUGAACAAUUCCAUUUAAAAGUGCUAGGGUAAGGAAAUGAUUAUUAUUUAGUUGUCAAGAUUUGUUUUGUUUUGUAAAUGGCAUAGUAAUAUAUAAUAUAAUCAGAAAGAUGUUUUAGGAGUAACUUGUAUUUUCAUGACUGCACCCCUCAGAUAUCUACAGUUUCAUUUAUCAAUGAAAUGUACAUGUACUUUGUUAUUUUAUGAUAAUAGCAGCAUUCAGCUAGUAGUAAUGCAGUAUUCGGUUAUUCACAGAGUGCCAGUCCACUCUUCAACAAUUUACAUCAGGUCGAUAUCACUGCUGUCAACAAAUUUCAGGAUCUAAUUGUUACCCAAACUAGCAAACAUGAUUCAAAUUGAAAGAUCAUAUGGAUUGUCUGGUAUAUGUUGAUGUUUUCAGUUUACAUAUUUUGUGUUUUAUACAUGCCAAAAUUUAAUUUAACUUUUUAUAUUUUUUUCUGUUGUAUUUAUCAAUAGAAAACCAAUAGUUUACAUUCUGUUUUUUUCUAAUUAAAAUUUUUCUUGAGGAUAACGUCUUUUUUUCGAAGUAUUUUACAUUUAGUUCAUAAUUAUUAUUUACUGUAGAAUUGAUAUAUUUUAUUACCAUGACUACAGGAAUAUGAAGAGCAAGUGUCUUUUUGCCUCAAUGACCUUUAUGACAAACAAAACAAGUUUAUGCAUUUUUUUCUUUUUUCAGUGCAUGAAAAAUAUUUACCGGUAAUGUAUUAAAUAGGAGAUCAGAGGGAAGGGAUUGUGCAAUUUUCUGGGAGGAUUUCACCAAUUUUCACAGCUUCAAAUUAUAAUAAUAGUAGUAUUAUUUAUGUAUAUUGUAGUCAGUUAAGUUAAACACAUCAGUGUGUGAUAUAGAUAUUACAAUAUUGUUGGAAUUAUUUAUAAAGAUUAUAUGUGACCAUGAUGCAUGUGAAAUCUGAGUGCCUGAGAAGCUUGAUGUUCAAUUUUCUAGUUUCUGUGAAUGUUUGUGCUAUUUAUGGAAAGAUGACAUUUUUGAGAUAUUGUGUAUAUUUGUGGAUAAAUAUUUCCUUUUAAAUGUAGAACAUUACUGGGAAAUUUGUAGCAUUUUUUUUUCAGACAGUGGCUACAGUAAUUAACCAGCAUUUUUCAAUAGUCAUUAUCUGAUCUUACUUGUCAAGUGAAGUUCUGCAUCACUGAUCAUAGUAGAAAAAGUUAAUUACUUCAGCUGCAUGAUAAGUAUAUAGUUUUAGAGCUAUGGUAAAUUGCAAAUUUAUUGUACCCAAAACAGAAGUUUUCACCUGAUAGAAACCAAGCAGAUAGAUUUAGUUGAUAUAAAAGGGAUAAUAAACAUUGUUGAUCUUUCCAGUUUUUAAUCCGUUUAUUUCAGUAACUUAUGUAAAAAAAAAUUUAAAAAAAUGAAGGGCUUGAUAAUUUUCAGUUAACAAAGCAUUGUGAAUUAAAAAAACACUUUCUCAUAGCUUCUAAUACAAAUAUACUUUGUAAAAGUUCCAAAAAUCCACCAUGCGAGACAAAAUUAAAAUUGUGUAUAAAUAUAUGUUAUCAAGAAGUUGUGCAAACCUUUAAAUUUUGAAACACAUUGUACUUGUGUGGUGGGGUCAUCCAAAUUCAUGCUGACACGCUCUAGGAAACUUAACGAAUUCAAAAAUAUUGUGAAAGAAAAAUUGUAUUUGAAAAUGACUGAAGAAUGUUUUGUGCUAUUGAGGUGAAUAAAUUUUUGCAACUUGUUAACAAUUAAACAUAAAAUAAAUUUUUCUUAGCAUGUGAGGCGUAAACACAAAACUUUUAUGAAAAAUAACUUUCCAGUGAUUAUUAAAUAAGCAGUGGGAGCAAAAUUUCCUUUCUAAUUGCACCAUUUAAUAAAAAUUCAGUUUAAGAUUUCAUUUCAGAUAUUAAAAGUAGGCCAUACUAGUGUAAUCAAUAUUUGUAUGAACAGCAGGACAAAGAAAAGGAACAUUGCUUUUACCAUAAUAAGUUUAGAUUUGGGACCAUAAAAUUCAGACAUAGUUAUCUAGAAAUCAAAAUGAUCAUAUUUGCUAUGUGAAUGGUCCAAUUUUUCCCAAAUAUGUUUAGUAUAAUUUUCCAACAGUAGUGUGAAUCUCAACUUCCCAUUAUUUCUUGAUUUUCACCCUGCUUGAAAAUUGAAAUGCCUAAAUAUAUACCAGGUUUAAAGCAGUUAAAAUUUUAUAGCGUGUUGAACAAACAAAGGAAAAAAUAUUGCUUUGUGCUUGAGGUAUUCUUAAUGGAAUUUCCUGUAAUGUUUUGUAGAAAUAUUGUGUGUAUUAUGACAUAAAAAAAAUCAUGUGUUUAUUCAAAUUGUGAUGACAGUUGCUUAAAAGUAAGAAUGCUUAAAGAAAUUGAUUCAUUGAAAAAAUAAUGACCAGUUACUAAAAAAUGAGCAGGCUUAUAAAGUAUGUAGUCAUAUUAAAUAUUUGACAGUAACCCCUUCAAGAUGAGUAAAUUAUGCUCAGUAAUUGUUGGAUAUUUUAAAAUCUGUACAGUUAGUUGGGUGUAUGGAUACUGGUCAAUUACGGAGUAAAUAGAUUUCGCUGCAACAUUGACUACUCUUUAAGAUUUAGAAAACUAUACCCAGAAAUUGUUUUAAGAUUUUAUAUUCCAUACCAUUUAUUGAUUCCGUGGAAACUGAUCACUUGCAGAAUUUUGAAAUAUAUUUGUUGUUUACUAUUUAUUCUGUGUGUGCUCAGCCAAAUUGUUACCAUCUUACAAAGAAAAAACAGAAUAAGUAUUAAAUGACUUAUUAAACAAAAUUCUGUAAAGUUUUCAGUCCAAUAAAUGAUUAUUUCCAAUUUUUUUUUUAAUUAUAUUAAUUAUAAAAUAUUUUGAAUAAAGGAAUUUGUAACAGAUCUUUUAGCUUAAACUUAUUGCAUAUUUCUUUAGAAUGACAAUGUUAAACAAAACUUAAUAUUGUUUUGAGAGAGAAAAAAAGGUCAAUGAAUUGAAUUACACAAAACUUAAUAUUUUACCAUAUCUUGGCAUAUAAGUAUAAAUAUUAAAACAAUUAUCUGUUGUGCAAGUUGCAAAAUUACAAUAUUGUCUUAAAAUUAAUAGCACUAUGUUUGUUUUUAAUAUAAAUAUAUAUAUAUACAUAUACAUAUUCAUGUGUUUAGGGAGAUGAUAAAAGAUUUGAAUUGAAUGCCGACUAUUUUUAGACUAACACUUUUAGUUCAUGUUUUUUAUUUUAUUAGGCAAAUGGUUUUGUUGAACAUAUCGUACGUUUUGUAUUGCAGAUUUUCAUUUCAAUUUUUUUAACUGUUUAUUUGUAUUACUUGCGUUUUGUCAUAUUGUAAUAAUGUGAUACUUAAAACAUGCUACACUUAUUACGGUACUUCUUUCUCCCUUUUGCCGUGGAUCUAAAGAUGCAUAGAUGAAUUCUGAAAUGGCCCCUAAAUUUUGUAAUCUUUUAAAAAAGGGAAACAAUUUUUUUUUCAAAUAUAUUACAAUCUGAAAAUUAAGGCUUGUAAUAACUUGUAAGAAUAAUUUUAAGAGAGAAAAUGUGUUUCAAAAAGGUAAACUUUUUUAAGAGAUGCAUGGUUUUGAAAAUGGUGGAUUAACUUAUAAAAUCAGAUAAACAGUUUACAGUUGUUAUUGAGCAUUUUCUAACUUAGGUUAAAAGGGUGAUUCCCUUAAGAGGAUUUCCUACCUUAGGUAUUUUAAAUUUGAAGCCUAACAUGUUUAUUUGAGUAUUGUAUACCUCCUAUUUCUCAAGUAUGAUUUUAAACAACCACGAGUUAAUCUUUGCUUACCAAAAUUCAAAUGAAAAAUUAAUGAUAGCCCUAACAAGAAAUAUAUUCAGCUUUACUUAAACUUUUACAUACAUUCAGUAUAAUUUUUGCUUUAAGACUAUGAAUGAAAAAAUCUGCUCUUUCAGUUAGGUAAACAUAGUUUUCAUUCAAUCUUAGCUUUACAAGUAUUUUAGCCACUACUAUUUCGAAUGAAGUGAUUGCAGAUUAAUUCAAGUUAAUCAGAUAUAUUCUUUUGCUUUUAUGUGAGAUAUGUAUAAAUAUUUUCACAUGUUGAAAAAGAUAUCAAUUAAAAACGUAUAGACAAGUAUUUGAAUCUACGUUAAGAGAUAAUUUUGUGAUGUUGUACAAAAUAAAGAAAUGCUAUAUAACACAAAUUUCUGCUUUUUUCUAUUUUCUAUUAUGUAUAAUUUGACUCUUUCUUGUUACUGACAUGUGCAAUAACUUAUUUUCUCUCUAGUCAAUGUUAAUAAAUGUCACAAUAUUG
Molecule: messenger RNA, 7118 nt
Organism: Mytilus californianus (California mussel)
Lineage: Eukaryota; Metazoa; Mollusca; Bivalvia; Mytilida; Mytilidae
Product: guanine nucleotide-binding protein G(o) subunit alpha
Exons: 8
Coding region: 895-1959 (354 amino acids)
Biological process (GO): adenylate cyclase-modulating G protein-coupled receptor signaling pathway
Cellular component (GO): heterotrimeric G-protein complex
Molecular function (GO): G protein-coupled receptor binding; GTPase activity; GTP binding
Source: RefSeq, a predicted model, not a curated record